This is a messenger RNA of Lathyrus oleraceus (garden pea), 3804 nucleotides long. Its product is annotated as ABC transporter C family member 10. Bases 1 to 3804 code for a protein of 1267 amino acids. Gene Ontology annotation, molecular function: ATP hydrolysis activity; ATP binding; ABC-type transporter activity. Gene Ontology annotation, cellular component: membrane. The transcript is spliced from 13 exons. The record is from RefSeq and is a predicted model, not a curated record. Gene Ontology annotation, biological process: transmembrane transport. NCBI's taxonomy places the organism in Eukaryota, Viridiplantae, Streptophyta, Magnoliopsida, Fabales, Fabaceae.
AUGAAUCAUGAGUAUUUGGAUUUAUACAAAAAGGAGAUAGAAUCUCUUUUAGAAAAAAAUUUAAUAAGAAAAUUCAAAUCUCCUUGGAGCUACACAACUUUUUAUGUUAAUAAUGUUGCCGAAAGGGAACGUGGGGUCCCUAGACUUGUUAUAAAUUACAAACCUCUUAAUAAAGUGUUAAAAUGGAUUAGAUAUCCUAUUCCUAAUAAAAAAGAUCUUUUAGAUAGAUUGAACAAUGCUUUAAUCUUCUCUAAAUUUGAUAUGAAAUCUGGUUAUUCGCAAAUUCAGAUUAAUGAAUAUGAUAAGUAUAAAACAGCCUUUACUGUUGUUCCUUUUGGACAUUAUGAAUGGAAUGUCCUUCUUUUUGGCCUUAAAAAUGCCCCUUCAGAAUUUCAAAAUAUUAUGAAUGAUAUUUUUAAUCCUUAUACUGAAUUUAUAAUUGUUUAUAUUGAUGAUGUCUUAGUUUUUUCUAAAACUAUAGAUCAACAUGUUAAACAUUUAAAAAUAUUCAAAGGAUUAGUUAAACAUAAUGGAUUAGUUAUAUCUGCUCCUAAGAUAAAACUUUUUCAAACAAAAGUUAGAUUUUUAGGACAUGAAAUUGACCAAGGAACUAUAAUUCCUAUACAAAGAAGUAUUGAAUUCGCUUCUAAAUUCCCCAAUAUUAUUACAGAUAAAAAACAAUUACAAAGUUUUCUUGGUAGUCUCAAUUAUAUAGCAGAUUAUUAUGAAAAUCUUGCAAAAGAUACUGUCAUAUUACAUGUUAGGCUUAAAAAGAAUUUUGGCCCUUGGACUGAUAAACAUUCUCAGGCUGCCCAAAGAAUUAAAAAUAAAGUUAAAUAUUUGCCUUGUUUAUCCCUUGCUAACCCUAAAUAUUUCAAAAUUGUUGCAACAGAUGCUUCCGACUUAGGCUAUGGAGGAAUCCUUAAACAAAUUAUACCUGAUACAUCAAAAGAAGUUUUAGUCAGAUUUACCUCUAGAAAAUGGAAUCCUGCCCAAUCAAAAUAUUCUACUAUCGAAAAAAAGAUGCUCUCUAUUAUAAAAUGCAUUUCAAAAUUUCAAGAUGAUCUUCUUAAUAAGAAAUUUUUAUUAAAAAUUGAUUGUAGCUCAGCUAAAUCAAUUAUUGAAAAAGAUGUUAAAAAUCUUGUUGCUAAGCAAAUUUUUGCUAGCUGGCAAUCUCAAUUAUCUAUGUUUGAAUUUGACAUUCAACACAUUAAAGAAUCGUACGUGUCUCGACAUUUGGGUGUUGACUUCGUUUUUCGUUUCUACUGUUCUUCAUUUCUUGCGGUAUGUUCUUCAAUAUUUCUUCAUUUCUUCGUUUCUGCUAUAAACUGUGCUUUAUCCUUGUUUUAUGUAAUCGUUAGUAUGCACUUGUCCUUCAAAGUAGGAGUGGAUGUUCUAUCUUUUCCUGGGGCAAUUUUAUUGCUAUUAUGCACAUAUAGGGAAUCUAAGUGUAGCGACACUGACAGAGAAAUCAAUGGAAGCCUUUACGCUCCUUUAAAUGGUGAGUCAAAUAAAGACGAUUCCGUUAGCCGCGUGACACUAUUUGUGAAAGCUGGAUUCUUCAGUAGGAUUUCAUUUUGGUGGCUGAAUUCUUUGAUGAAAAGUGGUAAAGAGAAAACACUUCAGGACGAAGAUGUGCCGAUGUUGAGGGAGGAAGAUAGAGCAGAAAGUUGUUAUUCGAUGUUUCUAGAGCAAUUAAACAAGCAAAAUCAGAAGGAUCCAUCCUCACAACCAUCUGUUUUGAAGACAAUGGUUUUAUGUCAUUCGAGAGAAAUUUUGAUCUCUGGAUUCUUUGCAUUGCUUAAGAUUGAUGUUUAUGGGAAGUUUGCGUAUGUGUCUCAAACAACAUGGAUACAGACAGGUUCAAUAAGGGAUAACAUAUUGUUUGGAUCACCUAUGGAUGCUCAAAAAUAUCAGAAAACACUUCAGAGGUCGUCACUAGAGAAAGACCUUGAGUUGCUUCCCCAUGGUGAUCUCACUGAAAUAGGAGAGAGAGGGGUUAACUUGAGUGGUGGUCAGAAGCAGCGAAUUCAACUUGCUCGCGCUCUUUAUCAGGAUGCUGAUAUAUAUCUCUUGGACGAUCCAUUCAGUGUUGUUGAUGCACAUACUGCCACAAAUUUGUUUAAUGAAUACAUUAUGGAAGGACUUGCUGAGAAGACGGUCUUGCUUGUAACUCAUCAAGUUGACUUUCUUCCAGCAUUUGAUUUUGUUUUGUUGAUGUCAGAUGGAGAAAUCCUACAGGCUGCUACUUAUCAUGAUUUGUUAACAUCAUGCAAAGAUUUUCAGGAUCUUGUGAAUGCUCACAGAGAAACUGCUGGUUCUGAGGGGCUUAUGGAUGUUACUUCUUCUGAAAGACAUUCAAGUUCUGCUAAAGAGAUAAGAAAAAUACACGUGGAGAAGGAAAAGGAGUUCGAAGCACCAAAAGGCGAUCAAUUGAUUAAGCAAGAAGAGAGAGAGAUAGGAGACCAUGGCCUUAAGCCAUACUUACAGUAUUUGAAUCAGAACAAAGGAUACGCAUACUUCUUGAUCGCUUCUCUAUUUCACCUUAUAUUUGUGAUUGGUCAGAUAUUGCAAAACUCGUGGAUGGCUGCUAAUGUUGACAAUCCUAAAGUCAGCACUCUGAGAUUGAUUCUAGUUUACUUGUUGAUUGGAGUUACUUCAGCAGUGUUCUUAUUCAUGAGAAGUCUUCUUACAGUUGCUCUGGGUCUUCAGUCUUCGAAGUCUUUGUUUUUACAACUACUAAACUCCCUUUUUCGUGCACCUAUGCUGUUUUAUGAUUCGACGCCUUUGGGACGUAUACUCAGUAGGGUCUCUUCUGAUCUUAGCAUUGUUGAUCUUGAUGUUCCAUUUGGCCUUCUUUUUGCUGUGGCAGCUACUACGACUUGUUAUGCAAGUCUAACUGUUUUAGCAGUAGUUACUUGGCAAGUCUUGUUUGUCUCCAUACCGAUGAUUUAUUUUGCACUGCGCUUGCAAAGAUACUACUUUGCUACAGCAAAAGAACUGAUGCGGAUGAAUGGCAUAACAAAAUCCUUUAUAGCUAAUCAUCUUGCAGAAUCAGUUGCUGGUGCUGUGACAAUAAGGGCUUUUGAAGAAGAAGAUCGUUUUUUCGUAAAGAACCUUGAUCUAAUUGAUAUCAAUGCUGCUCCUUUCUUUCAUAGUUUUGCGGCAAAUGAGUGGUUGAUUCAGCGGUUAGAAACAGUGAGUGCAGUUGUUCUUGCAUCUGCUGCACUUUGUAUGGUUGUACUUCCAACCGGAACAUUCUCCUCCGGAGUUAUUGGCAUGGCUCUCUCAUACGGUCUUUCACUUAAUGCUUCCUUAGUAUUUUCAAUUCAAUACCAAUGCAAUACAGCAAAUUAUAUAAUAUCAGUGGAGAGAUUGAACCAAUAUAUGCAUGUACCAAGUGAGGCUCCAGAGUUAAUCGAAGGAAACCGUCCUCCGUUGAACUGGCCAGUUGUUGGUAGAGUAGAAAUAAAGGAACUACAGAAAGUGAUUUUGAUGUUAAAUGUUGGAUACUCAAAUGGAAUAACUUUGUCUGCUACAGUGAUAUAUGUGAUAUGGUUUCAAGAACUUAGAGCAAUGUCUCAUAUUUUGGCAAUCCUAUUACAUGUUGUUGAGUAUCGUGGUGAGCAAAUAGGAGGUUCUUACAAAAUCGGUACUGCGUCUGAAUCUGUUAAUGCAGCUUACAUAUUUUCUAGAAAAGAUCUUUCUCGGCCUGCUAUACAGAUUCCCUGCGCAAGCAAAGCUGUUGUAGCUGUCCGGUUCUGUCCUAUAUUUUUUAAUCUCAAAGCGACAAACUCAGGUUAA